This is a messenger RNA of Hemiscyllium ocellatum (epaulette shark), 3108 nucleotides long. It is a transcript of the gene sncaip, whose product is annotated as synuclein, alpha interacting protein. The coding region runs from base 195 to 3005 and encodes 936 amino acids. Lineage: Eukaryota; Metazoa; Chordata; Chondrichthyes; Orectolobiformes; Hemiscylliidae. The record is from RefSeq and is a predicted model, not a curated record. Gene Ontology annotation, molecular function: ubiquitin protein ligase binding. The transcript has 12 exons.
GAAAGAGAAACCUCCAGGAAUAACGGUAACGGCUCACAGCUCACCUGCGGCGGCAGCGAUUCUUGGCUCAGUGUGGCCUCAGUAUGGACUUCCGGUCUAGAAGUGAUUUCCUCGAAGUGUGGUCCCACUGGCUAGUACUUAAAACUGAAUAUUGUACUUGGCAAGCAAUUGCCCAAAAUGUGCUUGGAUGAACAAUGGAUACUCCUGAGUAUUUGGAUUUGGAUGCAAUAGAUUUUAGUGAUGAUGUUCCUCAUCUAAGAAUAGCUUUUACACCCAGAAGUCUCAAAAAUCAGUUUGGAAGCUCUUCAGCGAAAGCUGUUCCUGAAAUAUACAAGAGAUGUGAAAUGCAAAAUGAAUGCCGGAUAGUUUCUAGUUCAAAUUGGCCUUCGGGAGGUACAUCGUCAAUUAGCAGUGGAAUAAAAACCAAAGGCACGGCAGAUGUGUACAGUAAAUUCAGACCUGUGAAAAGAGUUUCACCUCUGAAGCACCAACCAGAAAGCCCUGAAAAUGAUAGAGAUACUGAACAGCAUAAACUCAAGGGUAACUAUCAAAAGCAAGAUGUUACUGAAAAUCCAAGUGAGCCUGAUACCUUCUGUUACAACAAUGGACAGUUAUUUAAAAUCAAAGACACUGGCACCAGCAUUUUGCUUGGUGAACUUGAACAUUAUGAUUUGGAUAUGGAUGAAAUAUUGGAUGUGCCUUACAUUAAAUUAAACCACUUUCCUUCCCAAAGAUGUAGUCCUUACACAAAGGUUGCCUCAGAGAAAAGGCCAGGCAUGGAAAUGAGAGAUGAUGGCAGCAGGAUCUGCUCAGCAGUGAAGCAUGAGAACUCACCAACCAACGUAACACAGUUUUGUAUUCUGUCACCAGUAAAUAGUUUGGAGUUGAGGAGAGCAAAACCAGUUGUCACAAAACCUCACAAGCAAGCAACCGACAGCUUAGAUGGCUCUGAAUCACCAAAUGGCUGUGAUGUAAUAUAUAAUGCUGAAGCUGAGGAAAAAGAUUUGGCUAGCAGAACUUCAGGUUUGUUUGUUAAUUCACAUGGACACAAGAUGAGUGGUACACUGCAAAACUCUCGACCAAAGACAUUGUCUCUGCAAACCCCAGCUGACAGCAAACUAGAAGAAGGAAAUGCUAAUAAAAAUGGGAUUAGCAUGGGAAGACCUGGAGAGACAAGUGAGGAAGCAAAAAAUGUCAAAAGUAUUUUAAACAUAGUCAGAGAAGGACAGAUUUCAUUGCUGCCACAUUUAACUGUUGACAAUCUGGAGAAGAUCCAUGAUGAAAAAGGAAAUAAUCUGCUGCACAUUGCAGCUUCUCAAGGACACCUAGAGUGUUUACAACAUCUUACUACUUUAAUGGCAGAGGAAUGCUUGACAGAGCGUAAUAACGAGAAACUUACCCCAUCUUCCUUGGCAGUAAAGGAAGGGCAGCUUGAAUGUCUGCGCUGGCUGAUGAGUGAAACCGAAGCCAUUGCUGAGUUGAGCCCUUCAGAUGGUUACCCUGCACUUAUACAUUAUGCUGCAUGCUAUGGACAGGAAAAAGUUCUCCUGUGGCUUCUACAAUAUAUGCAGGAACAAGGAAUAUCUUUGGAUGAAGUUGAUCAGUAUGGAAACACUGCAGCUCAUGUUGCUACCCAACAUGGUCACCUGAGUUGCCUUCAGACCUUAGUCGAAUAUGGAGCAAAUGUGACAAUACAGAAUCAAGAUGGAGAGAAGCCUUCCCAGAGUGCAGAACGACAUGGACAUACCACUUGUUCACGUUACCUCGUAGUUGUGGAAACCUGUAUGUCUCUAGCAUCACAAGUGGUGAAGUUAACAAAACAACUAAAAGAACAAACAGCAAAGCAGAUCGGCUUGCAAAACCAACUUCAGCAUUUCCUACAAGACCAGAUGACAGAAGGAGCUGAACCCCAAUCUGCUAGUUCCUCUAUACCAUCCGAAAACAUUAAGAAAAGUCAUUCAUCCUGUGAUCAAAGGAUGCCAGGCUUAACUACAAACGGGAGUGCAACUACUCACAACAAUGAAACAAAACCAAAGGUUACCAAAAAAACAGUACUGAAACAGAAAGGUGAAGAAUCCGACAAAAUUCUACGUCAGCUCUUGGGGGAAGAGAUUUCUGGAAAUGUGUGCACACAGGAAAAACUUUCUUUGGAAUUUCAAGAUCAGCAGGAGGCAAGUGUUGUGACAGGAUCUGCAAGGAAAGUCCUGAGAAACAAAAGGGAACUGAAAUUGACCAGACUGAGAUAUUCUCAGAGAUCCUCUAGUGAGUCAGACACUGACUCCUAUAUCAGUGAAGAUCAGAAGAACUCUCCCAUUAAAAGAGCUGACAAACCACGACCAGAGCCCAUUGUUGAAAAAGAGGAAUGCACUGCAAAAGUCCACUUCAUGAUUAAAAAGCAUGCCUCAGCAGUAGGGAGAAUGUUUCCUUUUUCCCUUAAAGCCUCUGGUUCAUCAGAGGAACAUAGUAAUUCUUGUAUUGCUGAAAGCAAUGAUAAAGUACCUGACUCUCAGCAUCAAAUAAGAAGUCCAGUCAGGACCCAGUCUGUUGAGGAAUCAGUUCUGCCUUGUGCUGACAACACUACCACACAAAAAACUACAAACAGUCCUAAAAGUGCUCUUAAGUCACCAUCUUCAAAGAGUAGAACUUCUCAGAAUUUAAAGCUUAGAGUGACUUUUGAGGAGCCUGUUGUGGAAAUUGAACAGACAGUUUCUGAAUUAGAUAACAGGAAGGGCACAGAAAGUGAAGGAACAUUACCAAGGUCACCACCUAGUCUAGAAAUGGGUGAACCAUUGAACAAAUAUGUUGGACAGUUUUGCUCACCAGUGGAAUCCAUAAACAGUAACCAGAACAACAAUAACUCACAAGCUACCCAUUUAGACAUGACACCCACACCUAAUUUACCACUGAAUUCCACAGGAAGGAGAUCUGGAGGCUCAAAAGCAAGUUGUGUAACAUCCUCAAAGGUUAAUGCCAAGAUAGUGAGUGUGUUAAAAUCUGCCAAAUAAUCAACUGUUUUAGUCUUUUUGGAACUUAUUAACAAUCUAAACUAACAUUUCAAAAAUUCAAAAUAGUACCAAAUUUUAUUAUAUGUACAUUUGUAUAGAAGAA